CCUCUGCGCAUUCCUGCAGGAGAGUUGGGUUUUUACUCCAUGGACCUGUCAGCCCGAUUAGAGGUGUCCAUGGAGCUGGACACCCCGGGUGACGUGCCUGCUCAUGUCGCUGUGUACGGCUGUCAGGGCUGCAGACCGACACAUGUCAUGUACGAUGUCGUACAGACCUCAUCAGCAAGUAACGUUGAGCGGCAGAAACGGGCCACAAUCACCAUCGACUUCCCAGGUUUGACGUUUGAAGGGAGCUGGAUCUUUGCCGUCUAUAACGGAGCUGGUCAAACAUUGGAAGGAACGAUCUCCUUCGUCACAACAGAAGCUUCUUGUCCAAAUGACUGUUCCAACCAUGGUGAAUGCGUGGACGGAACCUGUGCAUGCUUGGCAAGCUGGGCCGGAGAUGACUGUUCCUUAGAGCUGUGUGACCCUGCCGACUGUAAUGGAAACGGGGCAUGUGUCUCUGGUUCCUGCAGAUGUUUUAACGGAUGGCAAGGCAGCGGUUGUAACACAGCAUUCCGACCCUGUCCAGCGGAUUGUUCUGGACAAGGCACGUGUAACAAUGUAACAGGCCAGUGUGACUGUCGAACACCUUAUAAGGGAGUGGAUUGCUCACAAAUUGAGCCUGUGCCUUGUGAGGGAACGCCGAACAAUUGUUCCGACCAUGGCAGCUGGAGCGGCGGAAGAUGUGUGUGUCUUCCAGGAUGGACAGGGCAGCGAUGUGAACUCCCUGACUGCAACCCUAGAGACUGUAACGGUCGUGGUGUCUGUAUCAACGGGACUUGCUCCUGUGAGACCGGCUGGAAAGGAGAAGCUUGUGAAGAAGGAGCCUGCAUUCCGCCUGACUGCAAUGGAAAUGGCGCCUGCACGGAAGGAACCUGUCGGUGUUUUCAUGGUUGGCAGGGCGCCGCUUGUGAUACACAGUAUCGCCGCUGUCCUUCUGACUGUUCAGGCAGUGGUGUUUGCAACAAUGUAACCGGCAUCUGUAGCUGUGAGCGGCUGAGCACAGGACUGGACUGUUCUGAAAAGCUGUGUGCAGACUGCUCACUGAAACAUGGAAGUUGUGAGGAUGGCGAUUGUAUCUGUGAUGAGGGCUGGGGAGGACCUUCAUGUAGACAAUUACUCUGCAAUGAAGUAUGUGGAAUCCGUGGAACCUGUAUCAAUGGAACCUGCCAUUGUAACCGGGGUUGGAAGGGACCAGAGUGUUCUCAAGAUGCCUGUAAUGAAACAUGCAGUGGCCAUGGAGAGUGUGUUCGUACAAACGGAGAAUGGGGAUGCUCAUGCGACAGAGGAUUCAUAGGAACAUACUGCGGAACAGUUUCUGAGACAAACUGCGCUGACAAUCUUGAUGAUGAUGGUGACUUGCUGGUUGAUUGUGAUGAUCCGGACUGUUGUAAUGACACGUCGUGCGUGGACGAUCCUGCGUGCUUAUCUGCACCACCACUUGAACAACUAGCAGCUGCUGAUACCAACAUUACACAAGCAGCAGGGAGAAGCUUUUAUGAUCAGGUUAAGUUCCUGUUCCAAAAUGGAAGUGUACAGGAAGAUGUUAGUCCGGACGCAAUUGACAAUGAGAGGGUUGCAGUUCUCCGUGGGCAUGUGACAACACGAGAUGGCAGUGCACUCCCGGGUGUUACAGUGUCUCUUCUUGAUACUCCAGCGUUGGGCCACACACUGACACGUACUGAUGGCGGAUAUGAAUUUGUACUCAAUGGCGGGAACGUGGACACCGUGGUGUUCAGACGGCGGAACAUGAUCGGGACACAGCGCACCGUCAGACCGAGAAUCCAAUCAUACAACCAGGUUGACCCGGUGGCCAUGAUUCCUGUGGACACUAAGGUGACAGAAGUGGAUCUACAGUCAUCUGACAUCCAAGUCGUCGAAGGCACGGUGGUAGAAGACGAAGCUGGCAGCCGAAAACCCGUUCUGAUGUUUGAACCAGGAACGGGCGUCACAAUAACUGCCAAAAAUGGAACACAAAAUGAGACUAUACAGAGGCCACGUGUGCGAGUUACAGAGUACACCGUGGGAGACAGUGGUGAAGAGGCAAUGCCUGCCCAGCUCCCAGCGUUUACCGGCUACACAUAUGCUGUAGAAAUGAGCCUAGAUGAAGCAUCCGUCAACGGUUCUACAGAUGUGAACUUUAACCAGAGCCUGCCAUUUUACGUCAACAACUUUCUUGGAUUCCCGGUUGGUUCGGCAGUUCCUACAGGUUACUACGACCGCAGCGGAGGGCGUUGGAUAGCAUCAGAAAACGGUCUAGUUAUACAACUUCUAGAUUCUUCUGAUCCGAGAAAGGCGAGUCUAGAUGUCCACGGGAAUGGGCAGGCAGCAAACGAAACCGAAAGACAUGAACUAGGCAUUACUGACAAUGAGCUUGAGAGACUGGCCAUGUUGUACAACCCCGGUGACACCCUAUGGAGGGUCAGGAUACCUCACUUCACACCCUGGGACUGCAACUGGCCGUACGGGCCUCCAGAUGAUGGUUUUGGCCCAGGAGACCGACCCCCUCCCUCUUCACCACCAAACCCAUGUCCAGGUACGGGAGGAGGGGGGAGUUCAGCAAGAGGUCGGAACCGGAAAAAGAGAGCAUCUGGGAACGACAACAACAGAAGUAAUUUCCUUCUAAAUUCUGACUAUUGGCAGCAGUUCUUUCCAUAUAUACCGGCUGGACUCGACCCUGGGGAGCAUGGUCCUUACCCUGCUGUAACCGCCAACAUUUACAGUGAAGAGGAAGACUUGGAAGGAGCUACCGUAUACGAUGGGGAACAAAGGAGGGAGAGGCUCACUUCGAGACCAGGUGAGGCAUCUGUUCCAAUACCAGGGACGGAUUUCCAGCUGAUGUACAGUCACACACGGCAGAGGGGUUUUAAACAGGUGACAAGGAUCCCUCUUAUUGGAGAUGAAGUACCGCCCAGCCUGAAAGCCAUCAGACUUGAGAUCACGGUUGCUGGCAAAACAACUACGAAGUCCCUCCCUCCAGAGCCCAAUCUCUACGAAGAUUUCAUCUGGGACGGGCUUGAUGCGUAUGGUAGAGAGGUGAAAGGCAGAGUCAACAUGAAAGUGAGAUUGGGAUAUGAAUACGGACUAGUCUACUACGCAGUUCCGUCGGAAUUCACUCAGAGCUUCAACCGCUUCAGCUCAGCUGAUCAGACCAGCCGCGUGUCAAGAGCAGGGAGAACAGUGUCGUACUGGACGGAGAGAGAGAUCCCCCUCACGCGCAGCAUUCAGGCAUCUGAUUUGGCGGGCUGGUCACUGAACAUACAUCAUACAUAUGACGGACAAAACGGUAUCCUGCAUUUGGGAACUGGGGAGUCCAUUUCUGUGGUUGACCAGACAAAGACUCUGGAAACUGCGGUCGGGAGCGACACAAGAGCUCCUAUCGAUUGUCUGUCGUGUGGAGAAGGAGAUGGUGAGGAAACUCAGCUUCGCUUGCCAGUGGCGCUCACAACAGGUCCUGAUGGAAGUGUGUUCAUCGGAGAUUACAACUUCAUCCGAAGACUCUGGCCAAACGGUACUGUAACAACUGUGACGAGAUUAAGAAGAAGCCGCCCGGAGUAUGUCUACUACCUUGCUUCCAGUCUGAAAGAUAAUGUCAUCUUUGUGUCCGACCCGGACGCAAGACAGGUUUUUAAGGUUGCAACUGAUGAAGAGCGACCGUCCCUGUCUGUGAUUGCCGGAACAGGAGAAAAGUGUCCACCUUGGGAAGACAGCUGCGGAGAUGGGGGACUAGCUAUUCAAGCAACGUUUAAUUCACUUAAAGGAAUCGCUGUUGGCGAGGAAGACACCAUAUUCGUUGUGGACAAUCGUCGGAUUCGACAAAUCGGACCGGACGGUUACAUCGAACCGUACAUAGGAACAAACGAUCUGACGAAAUUUUCUCAUUCAAGCGGUUCUGAACUCAGAAAUACCCUGAUUGCCCAGACGACCCUGACAUGGCCUACUCACAUCGCAGUCACAAGGGGCGGGGACCAACUCUACAUUGUGGAUCAAGAUGUGGUCAUUCGGCUGACAAGAGAUGGACAGACCAAAGUUAUUGCCGGUCAACAGGCUUUCCGGCCACCAGAAGCUGGACUAAAUGUGGAAGACACUAAUACAAAGGCCUUGAACAGCAAGUUGGUCAAUCCACAGGGAAUCGCCAUCUCUCAGGACGGGAACAUCUUCAUCGCGGAGACAGAUUUCAAUUCCCUACACCGUGUGCGCCUACUCGACCCUGACGGAGGGAUACGGCUCAUAGCCGGGCGACAGUCUGACUGUGACUGCCGGCAGAGUUCGUGCGACUGCUUUGAACAAGAUGGCAAACUAGCGGUUCAGAGUAAGCUGCAUACACCGACUGCACUGACGGUUACACCUGAUGGGACCUUGUACAUUGCUGAUCAAGGCAACUACAGAAUUCGGAAGAUGAGAGCGCACAUUUCCGGAGGGUUGACAGACGGACAUUUUGUCAUCCCUGGAACAAACCCAAGUCAAGCGUACAUCUUUGACUUCACUGGCCAACACAUUCAAACUGUUGAUAUAACAAGAAACCAGCCUGUCUAUGAGUUUGGCUACAACGCUAAUCGACAGUUAACCAGCAUCCUCCUCCCAUCGACAAAUCAGACCAUAUCGAUUGACCGAGACGACAACGGAACUCCACAUACCAUCAGGGCUCCGUACAGACAGAAUUUGUAUCUAGAAAAGAAUAAUGAGGGAUUGCUGAGUGCAUUAGCGGACAACACCGGGCGACAGAUACAACUGACGUACCAAAAUGGCGGCCUGCUAACGGCUAUACAGUCUCCGUCUGGGUACAGGCGAAUGAUGGCUUACAGUCCGACAGGAAGUGUCUUACGUCAGUUUGACAACCAAGGCGUCACCAAGUUCUAUGGCAAGAACUUUGGCAGAGAGGCCACGGUGUUGAAAACAUCUACCAGAUUGGGCGAGGAAGAUUUAGAGGUGGAUGAAAGUGUGCCAGGGAUCACCCGUACAACGGUUCGCGUUGGAGGGAGGAAAAUUAAAGAAUCAAGGAGGAACUCUGCAGAUGGAACAACCAGUACCGUUAAUGCAGAUAGAUCAAGGGUAGUGGUGGAGAUGGCACCACACCCUGUAUGGGGAAAUCAGGUGCCGCUGGUGUCCAGCAACAAUUUCGUUCUACCGACCGGGGAGUUAACUACACAGUACGAGUAUUCUGCUAUCCUGGAAGUUGAUAACAACCCUCUUACUAUGAAGAUGAACAAAACAGUAACCAAGGUGAACGGUAACGCAGUUUCUAGUGAGGAAUACCACAGGGAUAGUUUGACCAAAAGUUAUUUUCGGGAGCCUUCUCGGGAAUUAGUCCGACGUGAAACGUGGGAUGACUCGGGACGGCGUGUCCUGUUAGAGCAGCCUCAUAGAGGGAUGUACAAUACGACUUACUUUUACAAGAAUAACAGCAAUCUGCUGACAAGACUGGAGAUUGGGGAGAAGUGGGUGGAAUACGAAUAUAACGACCUCGGGGAUAUCAUCGAGGAGAGGACAAGCUCUGGGAAAACAGUUUUUUAUGUGUGGAACCCCAAGGGACAGCGCACACACAUGGUGACAAAUGCUGGGCGACUCUACGAAUUUGGAUACGGUUCCAGUGGUGGUUUCGUAAGUAUUACAAUGCCUAGUGGUGCAAAACAUACCCUAAAAACUCGCGUUCGCGCCAAUGCAAAGGACAUAGUGUACCUGACACCUAACUCUACACAAGGAACGGUGAUGGACACAUUCAACAUAGACAAUAAACUUGUACAAAGGGUGAUGCCUGGAGAGAAGACCGUCUCAUACUGGUACGAUGCAAGCUCGCGCAAAACUAGUGAAGCCUUCGAUGCCACAUUCAUAUGCUUUGUGCAUCAAGAUGACGACGACAAUGUUGACGAGAUUAGACGUUAUGAGAAUAGGAGGGUAAAAUCAACAUUACUGUACGAGUACAAUGCUCACCUGAUGACCAGGAUGCUGGUAGUUUAUGAGGACGAUCUUGACGCCCAGUUUUCGUUCUCAUACGGAGAUCGUCUUACGUUGAACAGGAUAGACGAGACUGUGUAUGGACGGAGAAAGGUCAUCAACAUAGAGUAUGAUGAAUACAACGAGCUACGCAGGGAAGGAAGCUUUCGAUAUACACAUCCAAACCCCUGGACAGAAGAAGUAACUGAUGGAACAUUGACGUGCACAUACAUCCACGAUGGCUAUGGUCGGGCAGUUGAGCAUAGGUGUAAAAUUGCAAACAAAGAUGUCUUUAUUCUAACAUUAUCAUACAACAACAGGUCCCUUGUAGCAGUGCAAAAUGUUGAUGUAGCAGGCAAUGUUACUAUCCUUUCAUACGAGUAUGACGAAGAUGAACAGUUGGUUUCAGUUAGGGAAAACGAUAUCCUAACGGAACUGUACAGCUAUGAUCUGAAUGGGAAUCGUGUGUGGUGGGUGGAUCACUUUGGUACAAACAAAACCGCCACAUAUGACGAUCAAGACAGGAUACAAACAUACGAUAGCAAGGCGUAUAAUUUUGAUGACGCAGGUUUCAUAACGGACUAUGACUUAGAACAUUUUGAGUACGAUUCUACAGGGCAGAUAACGUCGACUGAGGAAGAGGACCGCUACAAAGUUCUGUACUCUUACGAUGGUUUACACCGUCGUAUCGCCGUGGUUGAAACCACAUCAGGGGAGGAAGAACGUUAUUUCUAUGGCGAUCCUUUCAAUCCGUUUGGAGUCACAGCUACAGUGCAAGACGACCAAGUAACCAAGUUAUACUAUAACAAACAGAACCAUGUCAUUGCUAUGGAAACAAACGAUAUAAUGAGAUACGUCAUGGCCGAUCAUCUCGGAAGUCCUAUAGCAAUAAUAGAUACAAGUGGCAACACCGUCAAACAUGUCAAACGCACCUCAUAUGGGACUGUUCUGAAAGAGUCAGGCACUGAAAUACCUCUGUCUAUUGGCUUUGCGGGGGGUCUUGUUGAUCCGUAUUCCAGACUCACACAUUUUACAUACCGUGACUAUGACGCAGAGAUAGGGCGGUGGACAGCAAGAGAUCCAAUUCUUUUCGAAAGCUUGCAGCCAAACCUGUACCAGUAUGUGUUUAACAACCCUGUGAACAUGAGAGAUAUCCAUGGAUUACAAGGGCAAGCUGAUCCCUGUGUGUCAUCGUCUGGUGGUCCAGGGUCUGGGUCAGGAGACCCUGGGGAACCUAAAGAUGGUGACUCGGAAGGGGAUGGCUCACAACCUGGGCAGCUUCCGGGCUCAGAAGAAGGCAAUCCAACACCAGAGGGAGAAGGUGAAUACGGGGAUAUUACGAAGGUUGACGCCACUGGAGCAUCAAAAACAACAGCAAAGCAAGACAAAUUGAAAAUUGAAGGACCGGCUGCAUCACAGAAGAUGGCAAAGACAGACCAGAAGAAUGUUGAUAAGUACAAGGACAUCAUAAUGGAAGUGGCAAAAGAAAAGAACAUCGACCCAGCCAUCAUAGCAGCUAUAAUCAGCCGGGAGACCCGCGGAGGCACACAGUUGAAGCAGGACGGGUUUGGAAGAUAUGACGAAAAUGGAUUUGGAAUUAUGCAGGUUGACAAGCGUUAUCACACCCCAGUAGGAGAGCCUAGAAGUAUCGAGCAUGUCCGCCAAGCCACAGACAUCCUUGUCGAGUCUAUCAAGGGUAUACAGAGGAAGUUCCCCGACUGGACAACAGAACAGCAGCUGAAAGGGGGUAUUUCAGCUUACAAUGGUGGAUUAGGGAAUGUGAGGACUUAUGAAGGCAUGGACAUAGGGACACCAGGAAACGACUAUGCUAAUGAUACUGUUGAAAGGGCAAAAUGGUAUAAGCAAAAUGGAUAUUCAGAUUAAAAACAUGGCGAUUAAAAUCACAUUUAUGAGAACCUUUUGGGUUCUCAACAACGUUUCAAAGUAGCAGUGAAUUAACAAAAAUGGCUUACUGCUGGUGUUCAUUUUUUUCUGCAUCGAUAUAUGCUUUAUAGAAAGAUUUUGUAUGUAAUAAAGGUAAUACUAUAAGUUUGAAUGUUUUAUUUCUUGACCUGUAGAAUAUUAGAUGAGAUGCAAUGAUGUUUUCAAUGACAUAAGAUAGAGCAGUGAUUAGUAUUGUAUGGUAUAGAUCAGAAAUAUUGCCAAUAUUAUAUGUCGAACUGAAUCAUGGUUUAAAGUUUAAGCUAAAUUCAGUCUAAUAGUAGAUUUGAAAAUCUUUUAAGAGAAUUAUCACUUAACAUGACAUCCGUCAUAUUGUUAUAUGCCAUUGCUAAUAAUGCCACUCUGACAACAUUGAAUGCAGACAAUUGUUUUAUACAACAUAGAAAUAAAGUAAUAAAUAGAUCAAUAUAAUGUGUAUCCGCUUCUCUGAAUUUUUUCUAUUAGACGUGGUUGUUGCUACCUAGUCAUGAACUUUUCUGAAU
This is a messenger RNA of Branchiostoma belcheri (Belcher's lancelet), 8372 nucleotides long. Its product is annotated as teneurin-3-like. The transcript is spliced from 45 exons. The record is from RefSeq and is a predicted model, not a curated record. Gene Ontology annotation, molecular function: lysozyme activity; protein homodimerization activity; protein heterodimerization activity. Gene Ontology annotation, biological process: neuron development; peptidoglycan catabolic process; heterophilic cell-cell adhesion. NCBI's taxonomy places the organism in Eukaryota, Metazoa, Chordata, Leptocardii, Amphioxiformes, Branchiostomatidae. Bases 40 to 7812 code for a protein of 2590 amino acids. Gene Ontology annotation, cellular component: neuron projection.